AUGAGACUCUAUUGGAAAUGUGCAGAGAAAAUGAGAUGUUUCCGGAAGCGUUCAACUGUUCCACUGUUAGCUUUCCUUGCGAUUUGUCUCCUUUGUCUCAAUCUGUUUCUGGAAGAGGACCGAUAUGUCAUGGAAGGAGAACGGAGACUUUCUAGAGAAUUGACUUCUCAUCAACUUAACUCUGAAAAAUAUGUCCAUACUUUCAAAGAUUUAACUAACUUUUCAGGAGCAAUAAAUGUCACCUAUCGUUACCUUGCAGGAUUUCCUAUAGCUAGAAAAAAAUAUUUAACAGUAGGACUAUCAUCUGUGAAAAGGAAACGAGGUAACUACCUACUAGAAACAAUUAAAUCCAUUUUUGAUCAGUCCAGCUAUGAAGAGCUGAAUGAAAUUAUAGUUAUUGUGCACUUAGCAGACUUUGAUCUGUCGUGGUGUGAAAAUGUUGUCCAAGACGUCUCCAGAAAAUUUGCUCAUCACAUUAUAUCUGGCCGAUUGAUGGUUAUUCAUACUCCUGAGGAGUAUUACCCCAGUUUAGAUGGCCUCAAAAGGAACUAUAAUGAUCCAGAAGAUCGUGUAAGAUUUAGAUCUAAACAGAAUGUAGAUUAUGCUUUUCUACUUAACUUUUGUGCUAAUUUGUCAGACUACUAUGUCAUGUUGGAAGAUGACGUACACUGCUCUAAAAACUUCCUAUCAGCCAUUAAAAAAGUAAUUACCUCAAGAGAAGGCUCCUACUGGGUGACACUAGAGUUUUCUAAAUUAGGUUAUAUUGGAAAACUCUACCAUUCCUGUGACCUGCCACGACUGGCACAAUUUUUACUAAUGUUUUAUCAGGAAAUGCCAUGUGAUUGGCUACUCAUCCAUUUCCAAGGAUUGCUUGCCCAGAAAGAUAUCAUACGGUUCAAGCCUUCAUUGUUUCAGCACAUGGGAUAUUAUUCCUCCUUCAGAGGGACUGAAAACAAACUUAAAGAUGAUGACUUUGAAGAGGAUUCCUUUGAUAUUCCUGACAAUCCACCUGCAACUCUUUGUACAAAUAUGAAUGUGUUUGAACACUACAAUCCCAGUAAAGCAUACAGCAGUGUUGAUGAAUACUUCUGGGGAAAAUCAGCUUCAGCUGGAGAUUAUUUCAUUAUUGUGCUCGACAAACCUGCUAAAAUUGAUAAACUGAAAAUCCAAACAGGCACAGACGACAGACAAAAUGACAUCUUGCAUCAUGGAAGACUGGAGGUUGGCCAAAAUUUGCUGAUGGUGAAGAAGGAAAAGCAAUGUUCUAGCUACACCAUGCUAGGGGAAUUUAAACAUGGAAAUAUUGAGAUAAAGGAUAUUGGCCACAAGGUUAACUUUGACAUUCACUGUAUUCGAAUACUGGUAACAGAAAGCCAGAAAGAAUGGCUGAUUAUUAGGAGUAUCAGCAUUUGGACCAGUCAGACAUCCAUUUAG
Molecule: messenger RNA, 1434 nt
Organism: Hypanus sabinus (Atlantic stingray)
Lineage: Eukaryota; Metazoa; Chordata; Chondrichthyes; Myliobatiformes; Dasyatidae
Gene: mgat4c
Product: mgat4 family member C
Exons: 3
Coding region: 1-1434 (477 amino acids)
Biological process (GO): protein N-linked glycosylation
Molecular function (GO): acetylglucosaminyltransferase activity
Source: RefSeq, a predicted model, not a curated record